Argentina anserina (silverweed cinquefoil) is the source of this 1644-nucleotide messenger RNA. Its product is annotated as SHUGOSHIN 2. Gene Ontology annotation, biological process: meiotic sister chromatid segregation; maintenance of meiotic sister chromatid cohesion. The coding region runs from base 97 to 1248 and encodes 383 amino acids. Gene Ontology annotation, cellular component: chromosome, centromeric region; nucleus. Lineage: Eukaryota; Viridiplantae; Streptophyta; Magnoliopsida; Rosales; Rosaceae. The transcript is spliced from 12 exons. The record is from RefSeq and is a predicted model, not a curated record.
GCAACACCGCUUCUUCUUCUUCACUCAUCUCAGAGCCACUGAGGUUCUAGAGCGAGAGAGAAGCUCCUGCCGGCGGAGGCGAGCUAGGGUUUCGCCAUGGACGCUUUCUUAUUCGAUGAAUCGGAGAACAGCGGAGCUGGAGGUGCUACAACUAAGAAGGAGAAGAAGGGAAAGGGGUGUCUAGCUGGGAGUGCGAGGAAGACACUUGGUGAUAUAAGUAACAUUCAGCAGCGCCAAAAUAAACUAGCUAUCCAGCAUGUAAAGCAGGAGUUUGAUUCACUUACCACGAAGAAGUAUGUUGAGAAUCUGACCAAGGAAAAUAUGGCACUGAUGAAACUUCUUUCAGACAGAAAUAAAGUUAUUGAACUGAGCAGAACAGAGUUACAGAACUUGAGAGCCAAUCUUGAGAAAGUGCAGCAACAGAAUUCUCAACUUGCUUAUGCUAACAGCCAAAUGUUAGCGGAAGUCACUUCAAGUCGAGAUAGGCUAAGGGUACUUCAACAUGCACUUGGAUGCCAAAAUGCCUUGCUCAAAGUGAAGAAAGUGGAGGAAAAGGCAAAAACCAAACGAGUAAGAAAUCAAUAUAUGACAAAUGUGGAGGUAGGUUCAGCUAAGUGUGUUGAACCAGAUGAAUAUGCACAAGCUAUCAAUGAAAAUUUUAAUACUAACAGGAAAUGGCAACCACAAAAUCUAGCAUUAGGCCCUCCUAUUGUUGAAGCCAUCCAAAACAACGAGAAGGCUGACAACAAAAGACGAACGAGAAGGCAAUCUGCAAUCUUUGAAAUGGAAGACCAGGAAACAACUGUAGACUCAUUCGAGAUAAAAGAUGACAAUAAAAGACGGUUGAGAAGGCAAUUGGCAAGUGCUAAAACCGAAGAACCACAAGCAACUGAAGACUUGUCUGAGAGUAAAAAUGAGAACAUAAGAAUUUUGAGAAGGCAAUCUGCAAGGUUUAAAACUGAAAAGCCAGAAGUAAUUGAAGAAACAAAAGUUACUGAGGGCUUAUGUGAGAUCAAUGAUGACAAUUUUCUUGUCUCUCCUUUGUGUGGUGAUGUGGUUCAUGUAAGUGACUCGACACUUUCAUUAGUGAAAACUGAGGAUGGGGAAAGAUCUGAAGAACAAGAAUCUCAAAAAUCAUCUACAAGGCCACUGCGCCGAGCAGCUGAGAAGGUUAAGUCAUACAAGGAAAUUCCAAUCAAUGUGAAGAUGCGCCGAGGUGACAAUCUGACGACAUUAAUUGGCAGCUGAGAAGGUAAGUAGUCAAUUUACAAGUCCUGUUCUAUGUGUUUUUUGUGUAGCUGCAUUAUACAAAUAAAUCCUUGAAAGGACAGAUGCUUCUAACAACGUAAAGAUUGAAGAUGAUAGUUGAGAGAUGAUUUGUUCAUUCAUAACGUUGUAAAAGCUAAGCACCGAGAAAACAACUUAGUUAUUAUACAUCUGAGUAUGAAUUUCUAUGAUCUUUCUCUCUCUCAUGAUUGUUUAUUGCCUAAUCUAUUCCAUAGUUACUGGAAAGUCGAAAUGAUAUCAUUAUUGUGAAUUGCUUAUGGUGAUUUGUGGUAAUUUGGACGUGUUUCACUGUGAAUAGUAGAAAUUUAUUAUCCGAUAGCAUUGAUCUAUUUAUUGUUUGAAAAAUUAAAAUGAAUA